CGACCCACCGCAACGAAAAAAUGUUUUAACUGGUAAAGUUAUCAGAAUUCCUAUCAAAUGCAGUGGUAUUACCUGGUUUCCUUCCCAGUGUGUGGCUAUGAAACUGAAAGGGAAAGUAAAUUGCUUAUUAGUCAAUGAAACACUCCCAACUCUAUCAACAAUAACAACCACAGAAACUACUGUAAAGAGUACCACCACAGUUUUAUCAUCAAUUACCAAGCCAAAGAAAGGGUCCACUUCCGCUGACCUUACUGCCAUGAUCGCGGGCUCAGUAGCUGGUGGAGCUGCCUUUGUUAUCCUAAUCGUCGUGAUCAUCGUCGUUGUUGUAUGCAUUCUUAGAAGGAAAGCUAAGACAGCAAAAAAUAGUCAGCGAGGACAAGAAAAUCUUGCGUAUGAAACAUCCAUGACGAUGUCAAAACCAAAUGUCACGCGUCCGCUACCAGAACCACCGGGAUGGCCUUACUCUUCAAUGCAGCGAGGUCCUUCAUCGAUCAUWCAUACACCUAAUGGCACAAUGGCAGCAAAACUUGCUCCAAGUACCACCAAUAGUCUUUCUCCAAACGAAGAACCGCUGUACGGAACCAUCGACGAUUCACCUUAUAACGAAAGCACCUACAGUAGACUUGACCACAGUAAACAAACAAUUCCCCUGGACAUGCCAAACAAGAACAACCAUCUUUUACCACCAAAUACGCACUUCAUGAACGGCGCGCCUCACAGCAAAUCAUCAACACUUAAGAGCGACGGAUCCGGUUAUUCUGGUUUUAUGCCGUACGAUCUCGUUGGCGGUAAAAUUGAUGCAACGCUUCCAAGACGACAGUCGACAUUUAUGCAGACUCCUGAAGAUGGAAGGAUUAGUCCAGCGUCCAGAGGAUACGAUGUACCAGAAGGUGUGAUCAGAGAUACGUCAUCUCCACAGAUGCCAAGAAGUGGUGUCGGCUUUGCGGGUCCAAAUAAGUUACGGUCGUUAGAUCGAAGGUCACGUGAACGUUAUCCAAUGGAGAAUUACGAAACCGUGUGGGAUGACAAUACUGACGAUGAAUUUGUAACAAAGAUUGACCUAACUUAACUUAAAGUUGUUGGCUUUGAUUCAAAUUAAGCACUUAUGAUAAACUAUAUACAAAUGACAAUUCGGUUCAUUAGCAUAUCACUAGCAUAAGAAUAUAUUCUUCGCCUUUGCAGGCUACGUCACAGCGGCCAUCUUGGAGGAACUUUAACAAAGGAUUUCUCAUUAGUAUCUAUUGUUCAUUCCCUCAACAUGGCCGCCGGUCUUAUAUCUUUUGAAUCUCAUUGGAAUGGUUGAAAAAGAUCAAUAGAGGAUAUUACAUGGUCGCGCUGAGAUACGGUUUUUAUCUUGGAGUGUUGAAAAGAUCUCUCGCCCAGUGAGCGUUGCGAAAUUCGUAUCUCCAAGCGACCACGUGAUUCUGCUUAUCAUAUAAUUGGAAAAACAGAAUACACUUUUGUUUUAUUUCAAAUUUUUCAUGGUGCAUUGUUUUUACAGCAGUUUUAUAACACUGAAUACUUUGACACUGCAUUGGGUACUGCCGAGAAAGAAAGGGCAUUCUUGCUACUGGAUCCAAACAAAAGAGCUGUUACAAAAUGACAAUACUCUAAAGUAAAAAACAGAACUUGUAUUUGUCAUGUUUAAAGAGUGAAAUCCACUUUUAGAGCGGUGAUGCGACAACCAACAGUGCCAUUAGGUCUUGGAAAACACUAUCUUCAGUAUCCAAUGUUUCUGAAACAGCUGUAUAAGAACAAUAUAGAUUCGUGGCUUUGAAUUCAAGCAGUGAUAGGGRAUUUUAUAUAUGAUCAACUUAAGAACACUUUCCAUUCGUAUUUUGGAGAGAGUAUCAUAUAUAAAAUUUGACUGAUUCGAAAAAUGGUGAUAAUACCGACGGCCCUCUUUAACCGCAAAACCGAUUUUUCCAUGGAAAAGUAUCAGUUUGGAACAAUAUUCCAUUUUCCAGUUCCAAGCACCAUCUUGAAAGAUAGAUAAGCCUUUGCAUCAAAGCGUUGCAGAAUUAGAGCUUGCAAUUAUAGAUACCUGUGAAAAGUAUAUUGAGUGUCAACAAACGUUGCUGUCUCGUUGAUGUAAAAGCUUGUGUACCUUUAAAGAUGUCUUGGGACAUCUAAAAUGUACUGUUAUUUAAAUUGGUCCUUAAUCUUUCUAAACGCAUUUUUUUUUUUCUGUGAAAAUAUUUUCACAGUUAUUUUAAACAAGUUUGUCAGAGGGUAAAAUAAAUGCACCACUGAAACUU
Exaiptasia diaphana is the source of this 2258-nucleotide messenger RNA. RefSeq lists its product as uncharacterized. The record is from RefSeq and is a predicted model, not a curated record. The transcript is spliced from 6 exons. NCBI's taxonomy places the organism in Eukaryota, Metazoa, Cnidaria, Anthozoa, Actiniaria, Aiptasiidae. The coding region runs from base 98 to 1069 and encodes 323 amino acids.